Molecule: messenger RNA, 2877 nt
Organism: Pipistrellus nathusii (Nathusius's pipistrelle)
Lineage: Eukaryota; Metazoa; Chordata; Mammalia; Chiroptera; Vespertilionidae
Source: the annotation of a GenBank genome assembly
AUGGAGGCUGCGGGGCGGGAUCCUUUGCAGCGGCGGAGCCCAAGAUGGCGGCAUGCGGUUCCGCUGUGUGAAACCAGCGCGGGGCGGCGGGUUCCUCAGCUCCGCGGAGACGACCUCCGGCGACCCGCAGCCAUGAAGGGGAAAGAGCGCUCUCCGGUCAAGUCCAAACGCUCCCGUGGCGGUGAGGAUUCGACUUCUCGCGGGGAGCGGAGCAAGAAGUUGGGGGGCUCCGGCGGCAGCAAUGGGAGCAGCAGCGCUAAGACCGACGGCGGCGGGUCGCGGCGCAGCCUCCAUCUCGACAAGUCCGGCAGCCGAGGCGGCAGCCGCGAGUACGACACGGGCGGGGGCAGCUCCAGCAGCCGCUUGCACAGCUACAGCUCCCCGAGCGCUAAAAAUUCCUCGGGCGGGGGCGAGUCGCGCAGCAGCUCCCGCGGCGGAGGCGGGGAGUCACGCUCCUCGGGGGCCGCCUCCUCGGCCGCGGACGGCGGGGAGUACAAGACCCUGAAGAUCAGCGAGCUGGGCUCCCAGCUGAGCGACGAGGCGGUGGAGGACGGCCUGUUCCACGAGUUCAAACGCUUCGGCGACGUGAGUGUCAAAAUCAGCCACCUCUCGGGUUCCGGCGGCGGGGACGAGCGCGUAGCCUUUGUGAACUUCCGGCGGUCGGAGGACGCGCGGGCGGCCAAGCAUGCCAGAGGCCGCCUGGUGCUCUACGACCGGCCCCUCAAGAUCGAGGCCGUGUACGCGAGCCGGCGCCGCAGCCGCUCCCCGCUGGACAAAGACUCCUACCCCCCGUCGUCCAGCGUGGUCGGGGCCUCUGUCGGCGGCCACCGGCACGCUCCCGGAGGAGGCGGGGGCCAGCGAUCCCUUUCCCCCGGCGGGGCGGCCCUGGGGUACAGAGACUACCGACUGCAGCAGCUGGCGCUCGGCCGCCUGCCCCCUCCCCCGCCGCCGCCCUUGCCCCGGGACCUGGAGAGGGAGCGGGACUACCCGUUCUACGAGAGAGUGCGCCCCGCGUACAGCCUUGAGCCCCGGGUGGGAGCCGGCGCAGGUGCUGCUCCUUUCCGGGAAGUGGACGAGAUCUCACCGGAGGACGAUCAGCGAGCUAACAGGACGCUUUUCUUGGGCAACCUAGACAUCACGGUGACCGAGAGCGAUCUGAGAAGGGCUUUCGAUCGCUUUGGAGUCAUCACGGAGGUGGACAUCAAGAGGCCCUCGCGGGGCCAGACCAGUACCUAUGGUUUUCUCAAGUUUGAGAACCUGGACAUGUCUCACCGAGCCAAACUAGCAAUGUCUGGCAAGAUUAUCAUUCAGAAUCCUAUCAAAAUAGGUUAUGGGAAAGCUACACCCACCACCCGCCUCUGGGUAGGUGGCCUGGGACCUUGGGUGCCCCUUGCCGCCCUGGCACGAGAAUUUGACCGAUUCGGCACCAUCCGCACCAUAGACUACCGCAAAGGUGAUAGUUGGGCCUACAUCCAGUAUGAGAGCCUGGAUGCCGCUCAUGCUGCCUGGACCCACAUGCGGGGAUUCCCACUUGGUGGUCCAGAUCGUCGCCUUAGAGUAGACUUUGCAGACACAGAACAUCGGUACCACCAGCAGUAUCUGCAGCCUCUGCCCUUAACUCAUUAUGACCUGGUGACAGAUGCUUUUGGACAUCGGGCACCGGACCCUUUGAGGGGUGCGAGGGAUAGGACACCGCCCUUACUAUACAGAGAUCGUGAUCGGGACCUUUAUGCUGACUCUGAUUGGGUGCCGCCCCCACCCCCGGUCCGGGAACGCAGCACUCGGACUGCCCCUACUUCUGUGUCUGCUUAUGAGCCACUGGAUAGCCUGGAUCGCAGGCGGGAUGGCUGGUCCUUGGACCGGGACAGAGGUGACCGAGAUCUGCCCAGCAGCAGGGACCAGCCUAGGAAGCGAAGGCUGCCCGAGGACAGUGGGGGACGGCAUCUGGAUAGGUCCCCUGAGAGUGACCGGCCUCGGAAACGUCACUGCGUUCCCUCCUCUCCCGAUCGCAGUCCAGACUUGAGCAGUAGCCGGGAUCGCUACAACAGUGACAACGAUCGAUCUUCUCGUCUUCUUCUCUUGGAAAGGCCCUCUCCAAUCAAAGACAGACGCGGUAGUUUGGAGAAAAGCCAGGGUGACAAGCGAGACCGCAAAAACUCUGCGUCGGUUGAACGUGAUAGGAAGCAUCGGACAGCUGCUCCCACGGAGGGGAAAAGCCCUCUGAAAAAAGACGACCGGCCUGAUGGGAGCGCAGCCAGCACCAGCGCUGUUUCUUCCAAGCUGAAGUCCCCUUCCCAGAAGCAGGAUGGGGGGACAGCCCCUGCGGCGGCAGCCUCUCCCAAGCUCUGCUUGGCCUGGCAGGGCAUGCUUCUGCUGAAGAACAGCAACUUUCCUUCCAACAUGCAUCUGUUGCAGGGCGACCUCCAAGUGGCUAGCAGUCUUCUCGUGGAGGGCUCCAGCGGAGGCAAAGUUGCCCAGCUCAAGAUCACUCAGCGUCUUCGUUUGGACCAGCCCAAGUUGGAUGAAGUAACUCGGCGCAUCAAAGUGGCAGGGCCCAAUGGUUAUGCCAUUCUCCUGGCUGUGCCUGGAAGUUCUGACGGCAGAUCCUCUUCCUCCGCCACGACAGAUACUGCCACCUCUACCCAGAGGCCACUUAGGAACCUGGUGUCCUAUUUAAAGCAAAAGCAGGCUGCUGGGGUGAUCAGCCUCCCCGUGGGAGGCAACAAAGACAAGGAAAACACCGGGGUCCUUCAUGCCUUUCCACCCUGUGAGUUCUCCCAGCAGUUCCUGGAUUCUCCUGCCAAGGCACUGGCCAAAUCUGAAGAAGAUUACCUGGUCAUGAUCAUUGUCCGUGCAAAGCUGGUGAACAGUGGAUGA